AUGCGCUUCUCAUCAAUCAUUGCUGGGGUCUUUGCCGUGGCCACGGUCGUUCAAUCCUCUCCGGUCACCAAGUACACGCCCUUCUAUGACACCUGUGGCUCUGUCAUCGAUAACACCACGAAAGUCUAUGUACUCCAAAACCGCGGCUGGGGCGAGCCUCAUGCGAUUGGCGAUAAGCACGAUGGCUACUAUCCCAUGGCCGCAACGUUCCACGUUGAUGGCGGCUAUGCCUGCAAGUUCUAUAACGAGGCCACGAGAGGCAUUGGCUCACUCAUAGGCCAGUACUACGGUCUUACAGAUGGUAACUUCGGAGACAACUGGGCAGCAUUCUAUGAGUGCUGGAAAGUCAAGGAAGGCGACGAGAUCACCUCGGAUGCCAUCACUACCACGGAUCCCAAAGACGUCUCUCUUGCCUCACAAAACGCAUACCCUCCGUGUGGUUACGUUUAUAGCGUAGAGUGCGGCCAGUAUUCCCUCAAUGAGUCGGGCAAGGGCAAAAUGCAGAACUUCGAAAUUAAUGGCGAAUCGUACAUGCCCAUCUGGUAUCAUGUCUCCAGUCAUUGUGACUGUCGGUUCUUCAGUUCUUUGACCACUCGCUUCGGACCGGAGCUCCUCAAACAGGUCAAAGGCACAGCAGAAGGCGACUUCGGUGACAAAAAGUCCGCAUCGCGCUAUGAUUGUUGGAUUCGCACUUGA
This is a messenger RNA of Dothidotthia symphoricarpi CBS 119687, 696 nucleotides long. RefSeq lists its product as uncharacterized. The transcript has 3 exons. The coding region runs from base 1 to 696 and encodes 231 amino acids. The record is from RefSeq and is a predicted model, not a curated record. NCBI's taxonomy places the organism in Eukaryota, Fungi, Ascomycota, Dothideomycetes, Pleosporales, Dothidotthiaceae.